UUCACUCACUCACUUUAGGCCAAUCCGUCCUCUUUCUCUCUGUGUGUCUCUCUCCUACUCUGAGACAGAGUCAGAACUCUUCUCCCUGACAGCCACAAACAUCUACAGCACUUACUGCAUUCAGAGAGGGAACCUGCAAACAAAACUUCACAGAAAACUUUCUAUUCUUGUUCCAGAGAAUUUGCUGAAGAGGAGAGAGGAAAAAAAGAAACCAUACAAACAAACAAACAACAAAAAACCUGUGUGUGAAGAGAAAGGAAAAGCAGGGCCUUUUUAAAAGGGAAUCACAACAACUUUUGCUGCCAGGAUGCCUUUGCUUUUGAAGAGAGAAUUUUUGUUGGCGCUUUGCUGGAUUAUAGUGAAGAGUUCUCCAACCCCAGGAUCUGAGGGGCACAGUUCAGUCACCGACUGCCCAUCAUGUGCCCUUGCCACACUCUCAAAGGAUGUGCCAAGCUCACAGCCUGAGAUGGUGGAAGCAGUAAAGAAGCACAUCCUGAACAUGUUGCACUUGAGGGACAGACCUAACAUCACCCAGCCGGUGCCCAAGGCAGCACUUUUAAAUGCCAUAAAAAAACUCCAUGUAGGAAAGGUGGGAGAGGACGGCUAUGUGGAAAUAGAGGAUGACAUUGGAAGAAGAGCAGAAAUGAAUGAACUUGUAGAGCAAACUUCAGAAAUCAUCACAUUUGCAGAAUCAGGCACCCCUAAGAAAAUGCUGCACUUUGAAAUUUCCAAGGAAGGCAGUGACCUAUCAGUAGUGCAGCAUGCUGAAGUGUGGCUCUUCCUAAAAGUCUCCAAGGCCAACCGAAGCAGAACAAAAGUGACAAUCCGACUGUACCAGCAGCCGAGACAGCCCAAAGGCAAGUCUGAAGGGGCAGUAGAAAUGGAAGACGAAGGGCUGAAGAGUGAUAAAAGUGAGACUCUCAUCUCUGAAAAGGCAGUGGACACCCGUAAAAGUACCUGGCACAUCUUUCCUGUCACCAACAGUGUACAGUAUCUGUUGGACAAGGGCAGAAACUCCCUGGAUGUGAGGAUUGCCUGUGACCAAUGCCAAGAGACUGGAGCCAGCCUGGUACUGUUGGGCAAGAAGAAGAAAAAGGAUGAUGGGGAAGGGAAAAGACUCUCAUCUCUGAAAAGGCAGUGGACACCCGUAAAAGAGAAAGAGCAGUCCCACCGACCUUUCCUGAUGAUGCUUGCUCGGCACUCAGACGACCGCCUCCACAGACGACGAAGACGGGGACUGGAGUGUGACGGCAAAGUCAACCUCUGCUGCAAGAAGCAGUUCUUUGUCAGCUUCAAGGACAUUGGCUGGAGUGACUGGAUCAUUGCUCCCACAGGUUACCAUGCCAACUACUGUGAAGGGGAGUGCCCCAGCCACAUAGCGGGCACAUCUGGUUCAUCAUUAUCCUUCCACUCCACUGUCAUCAAUCAUUACCGUAUGCGGGGCCACAGCCCCUUCUCCAACCUUAAGUCAUGUUGUGUGCCCACCAAGCUACGACCAAUGUCCAUGCUAUACUAUGACGAUGGGCAAAACAUCAUAAAAAAGGACAUUCAAAAUAUGAUUGUGGAGGAGUGUGGCUGCUCAUAAACACACCCCACACCAAGGGCUUCCUGUCUGAGUGGAGAAUUGAACAGAAGCUGCAGUAGAGGAAAGACUUGAUGAUGGUUUAAUCUUUCCAAAUGAAACCAAUACUAAAAAAAAAAAAGAAAACACAUGGAGUUCAAAAAGACUAAAGACAGACAAAGGAAGCAAAAGAAAGCAUAAACAGGGCUUGAAUGAGAAACUUUUUGAACAGUAGUGUGGGAAGGGGGAUUCCUCUUCCUUUCAAUAUGUUCCAUAUUUUAUUAUAUAGUUAUGUUAAACAUUAUUUGUUACAAGGGGAAUUGUGUUCCUUCUCCUAGUUACCUAUCAGUUCAAGCCCUGGUAGCAGCUUGCCUAACCUGCAGCAAUUUGGACUCCAAAAUUGGAGUCCAAAUGACAUUGAAAUUCCUAGAAAAGCCACGUGUAUGAACACUACAUUCACUGGCACUUUCCCCUCUUCCUUCUUCCCAAUUUACCAAGGACAUAAUGAGAGUGUGUGUACAGUACGUAUGUGUGUGUGCAUUUGUACUUGUGUGUGUGUGUAUAUGUGUGUGCACGUGUGUAUUUACAUACACAAACAUGAGCACACAUAUAUAAAUACACAAAUGCAGAUGUGCGUACACACAUGCUAAUACAUAUACUGAAUUAUGUCGGUAAAGGGACAAUAUUGCGCAGGUGUUCACACCUUCAUCUUCUGCACUACAUUUGCAAAAAACAAAAAAAACCCACAAAAAGAAAAAAAAAACCCAACAAAAACACAAAAAGGAGAAAAAAAUGAAAAAUGAAAAGGAAUGAAAGAAAGAAUACAAAGUUUCAUUUUGUUAAGGUGCUUACAACAUUAGAACUAUGCAACCUAGUUGGUUUGAAACUGUUUACCUGAGAGAGAAAGGAAAAAAAAUAGAACAAAACAAAACAGAAAGACUUUAUUUAAUGGAAGUAACUUUUUUUUUGUUUCCAUGAGAGAUACUUGAAAGGAACAUGUUUGUCCAGUUACUGGAGCCGAACAUUUCUAUAUUUUGUAAAAAAAAUUUUUUAAUCGUUUACUAUUUGCACUACAAUGGUGUUUGACCUGUCUAAUCUUUAUUUAACAAGUAUAUUUGAGGGAGGUUGAUUCGGAGUAGGAGGGGUUGAGAGCUGCACUUAUUGUGGGCUAUACAAAAACUGCUACAGCACACAAAAUAGCUAUUUAUAUUAUAAUUAUUAUUAUUAUUUUGUACCUUAAAAAGAAUAGACACAUACACCAAAGACAUUUAUGUGAGCCUCUAAGCAGUCUCUUUGCGGUUGGUACCGUUCAGAAGAAAAUAAUCAGGGUUUAGAUUAUGGAGACAGUGGGAUUGAUUACAUUCAGGCUGAUAUACUAUAGUUAACUAGUUUAACUGAUAUAUUUCCCAUUGGGAUCUGGGUUUAACCGAGGAUUUCCAAUCCCCAGAAAGUCCUGGGAUACAUGGGUUUAAGAUUCUGUUUCAGGUCCAUCUAUGGUAUAAAUAUAACUCCUUUCACAUUCAUGACACUAAAACCUUUUCCUGCUGUAUAGCAGCUGUACAUUGUACACAUGGUAUAAGCACUUCAGGCGUCAACUUAAUGUUCUUACAGCAAUGAAUGUUUAUGUGCAAAGCACAGUGUAUUAAAAUAUAAUUUUUAAUGAGUGGAAGGGAACACAUUUAAAACAAUCCCUCGGAAUGAAAGAAAUUUAAAGUUUUAGUGUAACAUUUAGAUCUGAUGUAAAAGAGCAUGUAGCUUUGGGCUUGCCUUACCAUCACUCCUGUAGAACAGAGAGCAAAAUGAAAGCUAUGGUAUUAUUUCUAUUUCAAAUACAGUCUUGACUAAGAGACUGGCUGUCUCAACCACCGUUCUCCAGUCUGGCGACUCUUGAUGAGUUUGUACAAUAUAUGACCUAAUUUCAGUGUCAACACCUAACCUGAAGGGUCCAACCUAUAGGGUGUAGGUAGAUAGGUUUUAAAAAUUCUAUCACUGUCAUAUUUAAAAGAAUGCUGAAGUAAAAACAUUUGUUUUUGGAUAGGGGAAAAAGAUUAGCGGGAAUGGGAGAAACCUUAAGGCCUUGUCUACACUGAGUUUGGAAACCAUGAGGCCUGGUGCUACAAGUUCUUACCCAUGUGAGUAAAGGUUUGCAGGACCAAGCCUCUUUGUUAGCAACACCCCAUUGAGCUAAGCCUAAAAAAAUACUUCUUGUUAGAAAAGCAUGAUUAUGGUUCCCCAUUUUGGCGAUAGCACAGUUUAUAAAAAACAAAACAAAACACAAUUUUAGAGCACAAUUGAUUCCUGUCGGCAAUGGCAGCGAUACAGUGUAUUAACACCUUUAUGGCAAGAAUCAUGUCCAAGCAGUGUAAUCAGGGUCUUAAUUUUUGUCAGCCAAAACUCCGUGUGUGUGUGUGUGUGUGUGUAUGAGUCUG
Molecule: messenger RNA, 3990 nt
Organism: Pelodiscus sinensis (Chinese soft-shelled turtle)
Lineage: Eukaryota; Metazoa; Chordata; Testudines; Trionychidae
Source: RefSeq, a predicted model, not a curated record